CAGCCCAGAUUGCUGUUCUCUUUCUCACACCUCAUCUGAAGUGUAAGCUUCACUUCAUACAGAUGCAGAGGAGACACACCAGCGGUGGACGAUAUGAACUACUUUUUCUGCGCUCUCCUUCUGGCCUGUGUGUGUGUUCACGCCGUUCAGGCCGCUAUCGGUUCCUCAGUGAUAAACUGUGCAAGUGGAAGUAACCAGAACCUGGGAUCUACUACAGAGGGCUAUGAAGGUGUUGUAGAGACCCUGAGUAACAUCAGCCCUGGUGACGACCUGAAGCUGGAGGAUUACCUCUUCCCCUUUGGUACACACUUUCUGGAGCUGGUCCAUGUUCCUGAAGAAACGACCGCCAUCGUCAGAACCAUAAAACCCCUGGAUGCUGACGUUCUAAUAGAGUCUGGUGGAACACUGUACUAUUCACUGACUUGUGGAAACACAGGAUAUAAGAACACUCGAACAAUCCAUGUUACUGACAUCAACGACAACGCGCCGGUUUUUGAACAGAAAAUCUACACGGCUACUGUAUCUGAGACUGAAGCAGUGAAUUUCCAGGUGCUGAAGGUGCAAGCGGUUGAUGCUGACGUUUCACCAGAAAACAGCAAAGUCACUUAUUCCAUACUGCCUCCGGUUCCAGCUGAUUUCGAGGUGAGGAACGAUGGAAUUAUCAGACUACGCCGCCGGCUGAACUACAACGUUGUCAACGUCUACAACUUCACCGUGAAAGCUGCGGAUGUUGCCAAUCAGUUUGACACGGCCACCGUCAUCAUCGAAGUACAAGACUUCGACAACAUGAACCCGUAUUUCGAUCACGCUCUGUACCAGGCAUCUAUCAAUGAGAAUCAGGUCGGAGUCUUUACAACAGUCACUCCAGAGGCUAUAAAAGCUCAGGACGGAGACACGGGAAUCAACCAGCCUGUAGUUUACAGCAUCAAUGCCGUCACUCCAGUUGAAUAUCAGCCCAACUUCGGUAUCGACCAGAACACCGGGGUCAUCUCCGUGACAACGGCGCUGGACAGAGAGGAAAUAGAAAGCCUCACGCUCCACAUACAGGCAGCUCAGCAGGACGACGAGACUAAAACCGCCAACGCUGUUGUGUUCGUCGUGGUUGAGGACUUGAAUGACAACCCACCAGAGUUUGACAAGAGCGAAUACACUGCAGUUAUACCAGAAAAUUCCCCCACAGGGCAGUUUGUCCUUCAGGCCACAGUCACAGACCUGGAUCAGGGAGGAUUUUUGGGAACGCUGAGGCUCGUUCCGGAUACAGUUCCGUUCUCCAUCGGUCCAGAUGGAUCCAUCAGGGUGAAGACGUCCGCCGAGCUGGACAGAGAGACAACCCAAGGCUUUGUUUUUCAGAUUGAGGCGAGUGAGAAAUUGCCCUCCACGUACAGCACGACAGCCAACGUGAACAUCAGCCUCUCGGAUGAGAACGAUAACAGUCCAGUUUUCGGAAGCACCAAGUAUGAGGGCAAAAUUCCCCUGCAUCAGACUGUCGGCAUGGCGGUUGUCAAGGUAGAAGCUACGGAUCUAGACGAGGGACUGAACGGUGAAAUCAGAUACUUCAUCGACUUUGGGAACCAAGAAGGUUAUUUUAGCAUCAAUGAAAACACGGGCGAGAUAUCGUUAAAUAAGACCAUCCCUCUCCUGGAGAACCAGAUCCUGCAGUUUUUGUUGAUCGUAACAGCAAGGGACGGGGGCGUCGUGAGUCGCGCGUCCUCUGUUGCCGUGGACAUUAAUGCGUUCGGAGACUCUCGCCCACAUUUCCUACAGAAAAUAUAUCAAGGGAAAGUCGAGGAAGAGCAAAAGGCGAAGACGGAGAUUGUCAAGGUUACUUUCCUGUCCGCGUCCCCUGUCACCUUAACUGUCGAGACGGAAGCAGAUAAGUUCUCCAUAGACCAGCUGACGGGAAUGCUCAUGACAAAGGUCAAACUAGACUACGAGGUCCAGAAGAACUACACUGUCCUGGUGUCUAUUUCAGAUGGCACUACCCGUGAUGAAGCCUCGGUUCACGUCGAAGUACUGGACAUCAACGACAACAGUCCCGAGUUUGCCUCUAGCACGAUUCCUGUUAACAUCCAGGAAAAUGCGGCAAUCGGAGCCAAUGUGACCCAAGUAGAAGCCAAGGAUGCAGAUUCAGGGUUAAACGCUGAGAUACAUUACAGUCUGGUGGGUUCUGCAGGGAUGUUCAGCAUCAACCCAGAAACUGGUUUAAUCAUCGUAGCAGCAGCACUGGACAGAGAAACCCAGGACAAGUACAACCUCAUCGUGGUCGCACAAGAUCAAGGUCGGCCACCUUUAUCAGCAACAGCGUCCGUGGUGGUCACGUUAGCUGACGUCAAUGAUAACCCCCCAACAUUUUCCACACAGCGCUACGAGGCUAGUGUCUUAGAGAAUGCCACUGUUGGAGCAAAUGUGAUCGUUGUCAAUGCCACCGACAAAGACAUCGGUCCUAACGGUGUUGUGACCUAUCACAUCGCCAAACAGGAACCACCUUCUUCACCCGCAGCCUUUUCCAUAGACACCGAGUCCGGGAUAAUAAGUGUAGCCGUACAGCUGGACUACAGCAAGGCGAAGAAAUACACCCUGCAGGUAGAGGGGAGGGAUGGAGGCACUCCGGCUCUUUCAGGCACCGCAGUGGUGGUUGUAUCGGUGGAAGAUGUGAAUGAUAAACCUCCAAAGUUUAGCAAGGAUCAAUACGAUGUGGCUGUCUAUGAGAAUCUAGCUCCUGGAUCUGCAGUGGUGUCACUGGAGGUGACGGAUGACAAUGAGGGUGGAUUCUCCAAUGGGCACUUCCUUUUGACCAGUGAUGUUUUCAGUAUUAACAAGGAAGGUGUGGUCUUCCUGCUGAGCAAUUCCAGCCUCGACAGAGAGACAAGAGACAACUAUAUCAUAGAGGUGGUGGCCGUAGAUCAGCCCAUCAAUGGCUUAAGUGCAACGGCCCAGAUCAACAUAACGGUCCUGGAUGUCAAUGACAACAACCCACAAUAUGCUGUUUUCCCAAAUCCUUUAAUGAUUCCUGAAGACAAAACAGGCAAAGUGACUCAAAUCCGAGUCACCGACCGUGAUAUCGGCCCAAACGGCGAGGUCUCCUUGACCACAUACUCCUAUAACGAAGUCUUUGGAUUUGAAGCGGAUGGGACUCUGAUGGUGACUGGGACAUUAGAUCGAGAGAAACAAGAGGUUUAUGAUUUGAUCCUUGUCGCUAGUGAUCACGGCGUGCCACCAAGACACAACAUUACCACGCUGACUAUUAUUGUGACCGAUGUUAAUGACAACGCUCCGGUAUUCAGUCAGCCUUCCUACUCAACAAGAGUCUUGGCUAAAGAUGUUAAAAAAGGAGACGUGGUGUUAACCGUUUGGGCUACAGAUCAAGACACCGGGAACAACUCUCUUAUCACAUACAGGUUCUCUGAGGAAUCCGACAUGGUGGAUUUGAAUCCUGAGACAGGAGCCAUCACCUGGACUCAUGACCAUUCUAACAUCACCGAAGACAUGGACAUAAAGCUUAUCGCUAUAGCAACGGACCAUGGAACGCCACCUCUAAACGAUACAGCAACGGUCACGAUCGAGGUGAGAACCAUCCUGCCGACGGAAGGCAUCGAAUUUAUGAACUCCACCUACUACUUCUCAGUAAAGGAGAACGAACCGAAGGAAACAAUCGUGGGUGAAGUCAAAGUGCUAACAGGAAGCCAUCUGACUGAGGUCACUUAUAGUCUGAUAUCAUACACAGACCUGUUCGCUGUGGACAAAACCGGAGCUAUCAAAACAUUAAAGUCACUGGAUAAAGAAGAAAAGGAAACGUACGUGGUUAACGUGGAAGCCUCUGACUCCAGUACUCCUCAGAACACGGCUAAGACCACGGUGGUGAUUCAGGUAGAAGAUGUGAACGAGGCACCGACUUUUGAACGUGAAAUGUAUAUGGCAGAAAUCUUCAGCAUGGCUCCGUUUAGAUAUCCAGUAGUGACAGUGAAGGCAUCGGACCCAGACAUCUGGGACACCGAGGAGCUCCGUUACUCCCUGCAGGAGUCCAGUUCACUGCUGGGAAUUGACAGCAUCUCUGGUCAGGUCUACGUGCUGGAUUUAACAGGAAUGGGUGGCAAGACGGUAACCUCUCACGUUAAAGCCACAGAUAAACACGGACUCUCUGCAAGCGUUGAAAUCCAGAUAUUCGUGAAAGACAGCACCAGCGAGAACGUUGUGGUGAUCACACUGAACCAGCCGGUCCACACCGUCGAGAUGAAGAUUACAGAGACGCAGAGGUCUCUGGAGAAGGUGCUUGGGUGGAGCGUGCAAAUCAUCAGCGUACGAGGCGAGCACGGAAACCAGAUCGGUUCACGUGUAAUGAAGAUAAAUGCAAAGACAUACGUCAGUUUCAUCGCCGUGGACACGGACGGCGUGACCGUCAGCGCCAAAAAAGUCCACGAGAAGCUAAAGAGCGAAAGCGAAAGCGUGAAAGUUGAACUGGAGAAAGUGUUCGGUCCGGAUGUGGAACUAGAAGGACUGGAGAAAGAACCUGUGGACCAGGAGAACUCGAGCGAUACAGCCAUUAUUGUCCUGGGUGUGAUGUUGGCACUCAGCCUCAUCUCUCUCAUCACUCUGGUGGUGGUCGGGGUCAUAAAGUUCAAGAAGAUUAAAGACACAGAUUCGGAUGAAGAAAGUUUUGACCUAGGAAAGCCAGAGAGCUGCAGCGUUUUCACUAAUGAAGACUCAUGUAAUGCUAAACAGAAGGAUCAAAAAAGCUGGAAUAGUAACAGAAAAACAGCAGAAGCGUCUCAGGAGAGAACCCACGAUGUCCCACCAACGUCAUCUCUUCGCUCUAACAACCACUUAAAUAUCUAAAAUCACACACAACACUGAGUCACUUUAUGUAUACGACAAGAAACUGAAGCAUUUUUCUGUUUCAGGGCCAAAUUUUAGUUUGAACCCCACAUGAGCAGGGAGAGAUUCGCUUGGACUUAAAAAACAAAAACAAAAAAACAAAGCAGAAAUACACUUAUUUAUAUUUCUAAACUCUAAACAGAUUUGUCGGUUGUGUUUUCUAGACUGUAAUACUUUUUUUGUCCAGGUAUUACUGUAGAUUUGCAGUCAUCCUCCUCCAGGGAAUACAGUAGAUGAUCAGAGUAUUAGCAUGGCGCUAAAAUAAUGCUAAAAAAAAACGCUAAUCGAACUAGCGGAUGUUAGUGAAUUACAGUAAAUGUUUUGACUUAAAGCUGAUUUUUUUUUAAUAUAAAAAUGGGAAAGUAAAUAUUCUACUUCAGAUCCAGUACAUUUUAUUUUAUAUAUAUAUAUAUAUAUAAUGUCAAAUUAAUAAAUUAAUUAACCUAAAAAGAAAACGUGUUUGUUUUACUGGUGUGUGUUUUAUAGGCUGGAAAAUGGAUUUUUUUUUAAAUAGUAAAACAAAUUUUACUGAGAAAUGUGUGUGUAGCAUGAAAUAAAAUACAUACAAAAUGAAAGCCCUUUAGAAAUCUC
This is a messenger RNA of Tachysurus fulvidraco (yellow catfish), 5463 nucleotides long. RefSeq names its product protocadherin Fat 4. The transcript is spliced from 30 exons. Gene Ontology annotation, molecular function: calcium ion binding. NCBI's taxonomy places the organism in Eukaryota, Metazoa, Chordata, Actinopteri, Siluriformes, Bagridae. Gene Ontology annotation, cellular component: plasma membrane. The record is from RefSeq and is a predicted model, not a curated record. The coding region runs from base 94 to 4833 and encodes 1579 amino acids. Gene Ontology annotation, biological process: homophilic cell-cell adhesion.